AUUUGUCAGCUGACCAAACGAUUUGUCUUGUAUUUGGUGCUGCGUGUGUGCACAAAUUUUUUUCGUGAAAUUGUAUUGGAAAAUCAGUUGAAAAAGUAUAAAAAAUGUCAGGCAAAGACAGGCUACCGAUUUUCCCAUCUCGUGGUGCACAGAUGUUGAUGAAGGCACGUCUGGCUGGUGCACAAAAGGGUCAUGGUUUGCUCAAGAAGAAGGCUGAUGCCCUGCAAAUGCGUUUCCGUAUGAUUUUGGGUAAAAUUAUUGAGACCAAAACUCUUAUGGGAGACGUUAUGAAGGAGGCUGCCUUCUCACUUGCCGAAGCCAAGUUCACCACUGGCGAUUUCAAUCAAGUUGUAUUGCAGAAUGUGACCAAAGCACAAAUCAAGAUCCGUACAAAGAAAGACAACGUCGCUGGUGUAACGUUGCCCGUAUUCGAAUCAUAUCAGGACGGCGCUGACACAUACGAAUUGGCUGGUCUGGCUCGUGGUGGUCAACAAUUGGCCAAAUUGAAGAAGAAUUAUCAGAGCGCAGUGAAACUCUUGGUCGAAUUGGCAUCACUGCAGACAUCGUUCGUCACACUGGAUGAGGUUAUUAAAAUCACAAACAGAAGAGUUAACGCCAUUGAGCAUGUCAUCAUUCCACGUAUCGAUCGUACACUCGCUUACAUCAUCUCCGAAUUGGAUGAGUUGGAGCGUGAGGAAUUCUACCGUUUGAAGAAGAUUCAAGAUAAGAAGCGCAUUGCGCGUAAGAAGGCCGAGGCACUCAAAGCGGAAUUGCUACAACAAGGCAUAGAUGUGCGCCAACAGGCCAAUAUUUUGGACGAAGGCGAUGAUGAUGUGCUCUUCUAAGCCAUAUAUAAACAUAUAGAGCCAGUCAUCCAAAUGCGUAAAGCAAAAUAUAUAUAUAUAUAUCUUAGCGUUCGUAAACGAGUGCAACGCAUUAUUUAAUGUGUAUAUAUUUGCUAUUUUGUUUUUUGUUUUGAAAACUACUAACUACUUAGCUAAAAUGUAUACAAAAAUAAAUUAAAUGUUACAGUUUCAACAGUAUUCAUGCAACUUUAUAAAAACAAAAAAAAAACGAAAAUGCCAAACAAGUUUUUCGCCACUACACAAACAAUACUGUUCAACACAUACACACACAAACAAACAAAAGCAGCGUUUUAUAAUUUUUUGCGUUAUUAAGACAACAACAAAAGGCGCAUAUGUAAAUUCUGUAUUCCAUUUAUAAAUAUUCAUCAGCUACGGUAAUGUUAAUAUUGAUUGUAUUGUACCAAAUUUGAUGUUUUGUGUAAUUAUCUUGUUAUUAGAUGUGAUUCUUUUAAUUUCUACAAAUUUAGUUAAACAUAAAUAAAAAAGAAACAACAACGUUAACACGUUGAAAUGCAAUAAAAUGUCUGCUAAAAAGUGUAAGCGUGUUAAAAAUGCGCUAAAGAUUUAGACGGUGUUAUAAAUAAAUCGCAAUAAUUGCAUUAGAAUUUAUUUAAA
Molecule: messenger RNA, 1481 nt
Organism: Bactrocera tryoni
Lineage: Eukaryota; Metazoa; Arthropoda; Insecta; Diptera; Tephritidae
Gene: Vha36-3
Product: V-type proton ATPase subunit D 1
Exons: 4
Coding region: 105-845 (246 amino acids)
Cellular component (GO): proton-transporting V-type ATPase complex
Molecular function (GO): proton-transporting ATPase activity, rotational mechanism
Source: RefSeq, a predicted model, not a curated record